Messenger RNA from Anopheles stephensi (Asian malaria mosquito), 2948 nucleotides. Its product is annotated as putative sodium-coupled neutral amino acid transporter 10. Lineage: Eukaryota; Metazoa; Arthropoda; Insecta; Diptera; Culicidae. Gene Ontology annotation, molecular function: amino acid transmembrane transporter activity. The record is from RefSeq and is a predicted model, not a curated record. Gene Ontology annotation, biological process: amino acid transmembrane transport. The coding region runs from base 151 to 2727 and encodes 858 amino acids. The transcript has 4 exons.
AAAACAAACACGUACAUCCCUGCAAAACGCCGCGUACGCAAAACAAACUUGUGGCGGAAACAAUUGUGUAAAGAAUUGCGUGCAUAGAAGAAAGUAGUGUAGGCCCUGUUUGCCAAUAAGAAUGAUCCGGCAAGGUGCGCACCGUACGUGAUGGAAACGAACACCGUACAAACGGUUACGCUAACAAAUAGUAUAAUCGGUGUGGGCAUUCUGUCUAUGCCCUUCUGCUUUCAGCGUUGUGGAAUUGUACUUUCAAUAGUGCUGCUACUGCUCAGCAGCUAUGUUACCCGGCUGGUGUGCAGCUACAUGGUCAAAUCGGCCAUCAUUUCGAGGAGGAAAAACUUUGAACAAAUUGCAUUCUAUGCCUUUGGAUCGGGUGGAAAGCUACUGGUAGAGCUAUGCGUCGUCGGUUACCUGCUGGGCACAUGCAUUGCCUAUUUCGUUGUCGUCGGUGACCUUGGGCCACAAAUCACGGCCAAAAUCCUGUCCAUGCACGAGAGCGACAGCCUUCGGACAUGGGUCAUGAUCGUGGUCACGAUCGUGUGCAUCAUUCCGCUGGGUAUGCUUCGAAACGUGGACAGCCUCGCGUCGGUUUGCACGGCCUCGCUAGGAUUCUACCUGUGUCUGGUGCUGAAAGUGGUAUCAGAAUCGAGCGUAAAGUUCCAGCACACCGGUUGGUUCGACCGGUUGGAUCUGUGGAACUGGAGUGGCAUACUGCAGUGCAUGCCCAUUUUUACCAUGGCCCUUUCCUGUCAGAUGCAAAUAUUUGAAGUGUAUGCCACGAUGCCCACCACAUCGCUGGAUAAGAUGAGCCGAGUCAUACGACAGUCUACGAACAUCUGUACGAUGAUAUACGUCGCGAUAGGGUUCUUCGGGUACGUGGCGUUUAAUGGGCACCGAUUCUCUGGCAACAUUCUCGUCGAUUUUACGCCAUCGUUUGCCAGUGACAUCAUCAAGAUGGGAUUUGUGCUUUCGGUCGCGUUCAGCUUUCCGCUAGCGAUCUUCCCUUGCCGGGUGAGCCUUUACUCGCUGCUGUACAAGCGUGCGUCGGACGGGCACAUGUACAUACCGGAGUCAAAGUUUCGUCCACUCACGAUAGCGAUCGUGGUAGUGGCGCUCAUCUUCGGUUUGCUCAUACCAUCGAUCGAGGUGGUAAUUGGACUGGUGGGUUCGACGAUUGGCGUUGCGAUAUGUCUGAUCAUACCGGCCGCAUGCUACAUGACGAUUUGUAAAACAAACAUUAGCGAAAAGCAGAUUGCACAGGUCAUGAUAGCGUUUGGGUUUAUUAUUAUGGUGCUGGGGACGUACGCAAACUUGCAGGCAAUCGAUCGUGCCCCGGAAAGAAAGUAUGAGCCAACGGUUGCACCUCCCAUGCUAGAGAAACUUAUCGGUAAACCGAUGCCGGUCGAACCGGACAAAAAGGCGGACGAUCUCAAUCCUCAAGCACCGGCACCGCCACCCGUGCUGCCGGUAGAAUCUGUAACGGAGAAGAUCAUACCAAAGAUAGAACCACCGCAACACGAUGCCGCUGUCCAACCACCAUCGGCAGUAAAAUCCCCAACCGACGAGGAAGAAACGGGAAAGAACUCGCUCGGUGGUGCAAAAUUAUCAGAAACAAACUCCAAUUUGCAACAGCCCGGUGCGGCAUUGGAAUCAUCAUCACCCAAAGACACCCGAGCAGCGAUCAAUAACGAGGCAAUACUGAAGGAAGAGCAUGAGAUAGCGGUCGAAGAGAAGGAGAAAAUAGUGCAAGAAAUCAGUGAACUGAAGAACGCAAAAAAGGUACUCGAAGCCGAGGUGGAAAACAUUAAGGAAGAGUUGGUGAAGAAGAACAAGGAAACGGAACAGCUGGUGCUGAAGAAGUUGGACGAGAUAGUGGAAAAAAUAUCCGUCCAGAAAGCUAGCAUUGGGUCGCGGGAAGAACCGGAACAGAAACUGGGGAACGGUCCAGUACCGUCGAUCGCAGCAAAGAACGAUCCCAUCCCGAACGAUCCGAUCGUGAAGCUACUGAAAGCCGGUGGAAACAAUAAAUCAAUUCCACAGAUGCAGGGAAGAGGUGGUGCAGUUAAUGAAACGGAGCACAGAGUGCAUAACGUUCUGGCACCCGAUUUGGAUACCGGCGGCGUACCGGUAGAAGGUGCAGGAGCCGGUGAGUUACCGGUUGAGCAGCCAGGGGAAGGGAACGGCAAACGAGCGGAAAAGGCAGAUGAAAAGCGGGACGAAAAGCAAGAUCCACCGGCUGUAGGAGAGCUGCCGGAGAGCGAUAAUAAGCAAACGUCACAAAAUCGAACCGAACCCCCCAAGUAUGGAGUUCCGCAGAAUGCAGAUUCUAGCCAAAUCGCAAAGGGUAACAGUAUUAGCGCGAAUCGGGAACUGGGGGAGGCGGAACAAGCUAAACUGCAACCACCGCCCGAAAGCGAGCACAAGGAGCAGAAUGUUCCUUUGCCUCCGUUACCGGUAGAGGUGCCGGCCGAAGCAGUGGCCGAACCGAUUCCACCCACCAAGCAGCCGGAACCGAAGGUAGUGCAAAAUGUGGCUGCCGAUGAGCCGAUGGCAGGAAAGCGUGAUCUGCUGGCUAUGCGCUUGAAGCGUGAAGCGAUCGAUGCGGACCGUGAGCCGGAAAACUGUCCGAAGCGGCGUACAGAGCCGGGCGUGGUUGAGCAGGGGCAAAGUCUAUCCGAAAACACGAACGAACCGGCCAAGCUGGAGAAGGAUGGAUUUCGAUAGAGUUCGUUAGACUGAAAGUGAUAUACAGUGGGAGGGUGGAAGGUGCAGUGGCAGGAUCGUGUUGUUUUUUUUGGAUGUAUUUUAUAGAGCAAUAGUUGAAUCUUGAAAGAGUGUAUUUGGGGACGUUAGCGGAGCACAUGAAGGGCGUUGUUGUAUCGUAUACUGGAAAGCGAUGUGAAAUAAACUAAUUGGUUUCAAUGAAAUCCACUACUUGCAGACUA